This is a messenger RNA of Suillus subaureus, 1286 nucleotides long. RefSeq names its product tetraspanin. The coding region runs from base 259 to 915 and encodes 218 amino acids. NCBI's taxonomy places the organism in Eukaryota, Fungi, Basidiomycota, Agaricomycetes, Boletales, Suillaceae. The record is from RefSeq and is a predicted model, not a curated record. The transcript is spliced from 5 exons.
GGUUUACAGAGUGCUCACUAUUUCUUUCUUUCGUUCUUCUCCUGCUGUGCAGAAGCUUGACGUUGAUCGUCGUUUGACCAGUUUUUGGCAUCGAGCUCUAGCCAGGUGCUAUCGUUUUUCUACUCUCCGGAAGAGUAACUCCAUCAAUUCGAUCCAGCCCACAAGCCAACCCAUUCAUUAGGGUGUCUGUUCCCUCGAUUCUCCAACCCUCCUCUACACAACUCCCUAUCUAGUUCCAUCAUCCAGGCAAAAACAAUCAUGUUGUCGAAGAAAUUGAUUGGAGCAUGGGCAUUCUUUGAUACAUGCCUCAUGGCCGCUGGUGUCCUCUCGCUCACCUUGUCCAUCGUAUGGCGUCAGCCCAACCUUUUGUUCAACUUGACUUUCAGUGGUGUGAACUUGACUGUUGGUAGCGUGCUUGGUAUAACUCUCCUCGCUACAUUUGUUCUGUCACUACUUGUUAUUAUGCAACGCGGCACCCUCGGCUUGAAAAUUCUCAACUGGGUACUUCUUGCAAACGGCAUCAUCAUUCUAGUCAUCGGCACAUAUAUUUGGGUCUUUACACUGCAUGAAAGGAAUAAUUAUCAUGCUGUAUUUGGGCAACAGAGCAACGAGACCAAGAUUUUGAUCCAGGAUACGCUCAAGUGCUGUGGCUACUUCAACGCUGCCGAUGAGGUUGCGUUUGGAGGCACUACCUGCCCCAAUCAGGCCGCUGCAACUGCCUUGAACAGUUUCUGUGUCACGCCCAUUACCAAGUUUACAGAUUUGACACUGAACAACGUUUUCAGCACUGUUGAUGGUUUCAUGGCAAUUGUGAUUGGUCUUUUCCUGGCAAAUAUGUGCGUUAUCAAGAAGAGGCGGGAGUUCGAGCGCUUUGAAAAGAUUGACUCGAAGCGUGGCGGGCACAGUUUUAUUUAAAGUGCAUUGCUACCGCUCUCCCAACUGUUAUCGAUUAAUCCGCCCUGUUCGUUCACACAAUCAAGGCUUACCCCGUGGUCCGUGGCUGCGGAUGGUGUUUUAGCCAUUCGAUACUUGUCUUUUUAAUUCGAGGACAUUGUUCCAUUGGUUUUAUAUUGGUUUCAUUUGUUUCAUUGUCUUGGAUACGAGCCAGACCUACCUAAAGAAGGAACUUCAAAUAGUUAUUGAGUUCUUGAAUGCGGACCUCCCUUUAAGCCUUUAGUUUGUACUGGACCAAUUAUUGUGAUUAUCGAGCUGUUCUGAUAAUGAAUGGGUGUUCAAUGGUUCGGAACAAGAUCUGGCCGUAUACAGUAUCACAGCGUUUGCUAAUC